Messenger RNA from Gigantopelta aegis, 1710 nucleotides. RefSeq names its product lachesin-like. Gene Ontology annotation, biological process: synapse organization. Gene Ontology annotation, cellular component: neuron projection membrane. Bases 63 to 1007 code for a protein of 314 amino acids. The record is from RefSeq and is a predicted model, not a curated record. NCBI's taxonomy places the organism in Eukaryota, Metazoa, Mollusca, Gastropoda, Neomphalida, Peltospiridae. The transcript has 8 exons.
UAAAAUUGGAUAAUUUUCCAGUUUGGAUUUCAAGCCUGCAUGGACUGAAUCGUGGAGAAGAUAUGACUUCUAUCUGGGAUGUUUUCUUCACGGUGAUUUUAGCGAGCAUUACUAUAAGCGCAGCGUUUAAACAGAGCCAGAAGUCGCGGAAUCGUCCGGAGCCGAGUUUUGUUUCCAUAGAGACCAACUUCACGUUCACAGAAGGCGAUCUGGCCAGACUCAGAUGCUCAGUCAGUAACUUGGGAACCAAAAAGGUGAUCUGGCGCCGCAUGUCCGACCCGAACCCACUGACGAUCGGACAGCGGACGUUCGUGGAGGACCGGCGGAUCACGGUGGAGCACUCCCCCCUCCACCCCGACUGGAACCUCAUCAUCAAACAGGUGCGGCGGGACGACGCGGGGGUGUACGAGUGUCAGGUCAGCUCCAGGUCAAGGUUUCUGCGCUGGAAUGUCAGUCUGUAUGUCAUCGCCAGGACAACUCCACGGCGAAUAAAACCAGCGGCGCGAAAUGGAACUGCAGCCAUUAAAAUUAAAGGUGCAAAAUACGUGGAAAAAGGAAUGAACGUUCGACUGACCUGCAAUGCCACGGGUGCCGUCCACCCUCCGGACGAAAUAGACUGGUUCAAGAAUGGUGAUAAGCUGGAAACAAACUAUGCAAGGAAAGUGUAUAUUCAAAAACGUGUUUCCUUGACAACAAGGACUAUUUUAAGCAUCCUUGAAAUAAAAAAUGCCAAGAUGACCGACGCAGGGUUGUACAUAUGUCGCACGUCGGACUUGCAGAUCAAAAGUAGAAGGGUUAACGUUCUCAAUGCCGAGACUGUUAACGUGAAGAGAGGAACGGAACAUGAAUCGGAAAACGCUUCUGGUUUCAAGGACGGACACGCGUUAAAAGCUGUUAAUGGAAAAGCAUCUUCCAGUAAACUUUCCAUUCAUGCUGAAUUAGUAUCUUUUCUGACUUUCGUUACGGUUGUGAGUUGGGAACACUGGCCAACACUGUAUCCAGUUUGACAGGAAGUUAUCUCAGGAUUGUUAAAAACAAAGGGAAAAAACCCAGAAACAAAAAACAUUUAUGUGUUCUACAUCCUCUGUUCAUUUUACUUCUUCCUGUUGGAAAGGUAGAGUAAAUUAAAAGCCAUGAUAUCAGAUUAUUUGCGCUUCUCAGUAAAAUAAAUAUUGCGAUACGUAUGCCUGUAGCAUACAAAGAGCCAUGCUAUUUUGGCGUGGAAACUUAAUGUACUAAUAUUAGAUGUCGAAUUAUUUUACCCAAGGGAAAAAGGAACAACGAACACAUUAUUGUCUCAUAAAGUGGUGCAGAAUGGAUUUGUGAUUCUUUGAUAUAAAGCCUGGUUACCAUAAAAUAUGUAAUGCACGCACAUCGUCGCAGACUAAUGGCAGUUUGAUAGAGACAGUUUACAUUUGCAUGGACACAUCAUAUGCCCGUCAGGUCCGUAGCAAGACUAAACAACACAAGACAAUACAAGAUAAGACAACACAAGCUUUAUUCAGUAUUAAGGUCACUGACCCAAAACACAUAAUAACAGCGCAAACAACUUUGUCGCAUGCAUAUGGUACUUCACAGAGCAUCAUCACCAUGCAGUCAGGUCAUAAACAACACGAUACAGAGCUAUUGAUAAAUUAUUAAUCACUAGAUCAUGUAUUGAUGUCAGCGUGACAUAACAUAAUCAACGGUGGUGCAUGUGAACUUUUAUCA